This is a messenger RNA of Aspergillus wentii DTO 134E9, 3579 nucleotides long. It is a transcript of the gene chsF, whose product is annotated as chitin synthase CHS3. Gene Ontology annotation, molecular function: chitin synthase activity. Gene Ontology annotation, cellular component: cell periphery; cell septum. The coding region runs from base 1 to 3579 and encodes 1192 amino acids. Lineage: Eukaryota; Fungi; Ascomycota; Eurotiomycetes; Eurotiales; Aspergillaceae. The transcript has 2 exons. The record is from RefSeq and is a predicted model, not a curated record.
AUGUCUUUGCCGCAGAGGCCGGGGAAAAUAUCCCCGCGGCGCGAUGAAGAGCGCACGGUCUUUCGAGAGCCUUCUCGGCGACGACGUCGAGAUAGCGAUACGGGAGGGUACAGCGACGACCCUUUGAGUCCGUCGUCGGGCCAUCGACACCGCCGUCAUCAUCAUGGCCAUCAUCAUUCGCACAGUUCACGCCGGAAUCGAGAUCCAGAUGAAGAGAGACAACUGCCGGAGGGGGAGUUGAGGCGCAAAAGGAGUUUGGUGAAACCGGAGCGCAGUCGCAUCGAUCGCGACCAUCCGAAUUACCACUACAGAAAACGAGCCCAGAAUAUGCCCACGUACCCUUCGACGACCGGGAAUGAGCCGAUCACUGAACCACUCACUGAAGCGGAAAACGAAACCGACACAAACGGGCCCAGGAGCGCGGAAGUGAGAACAAAGGACGUAUUGUCGAGCGAACCAGGAAAUAUCAACAAACCCAUGGAGCGGCUGCCGAAUCGUCGUCGUUCGAAGAAAAGAAGAUCAUCCCGGAAGAUUUCCAAAGCAGACGCGGAAGAGAGGAGGCGAAGAAAGGCUAUGGAACAAGUUCGUCCACCCAGUCCGUGGAGCGCAUACUGCGCUGUGAUUACUUUUUGGGCCCCGGAUUUUGUCUUAAGGUGCUUCGGAAUGCCGCAGAAAGAGCAGCGCAGCGCGUGGCGUGAGAAAAUGGGCCUCAUCAGUGUCAUUCUACUUAUCGCAGCGUUCGUCGGAUUCCUCACCUUCGGUUUCACAGCAGCAGUAUGUGGGACACCACCGGUUCGGCUUAAGGUCAACCAGGUUAGUAGCAACUACAUGAUUUUCCAUGGGAAGACCUACGACCUAACCAAGUGGACACACCCGGCCGCUGCGGGUAUUCCCGCCGAUUCCAACGUAUUAUAUGAUCUAUCGACAAAGUAUGGAGGGGAGGAUGGCAGUUUUCUCUUUCAAAAGGUCAACGGGGCUUGCAAGAACCUCAUCACUCUCGCCGAUGGAUCCGACGUGCCUUCAAACUCCAAUGGAGAUUUGGGCUGGUAUUUUCCUUGCAAUACAUUUAAACAAGAUGGAUCUUCGGAUCCAAAUAUGACCAUGCCAUUCUACCCUGGCUGGGGUUGUCACACAUCUGGAACAGCUCGAAAAGAUUUCUAUGCCUUACCAAGCUCUGGAGAUGUGUACUAUACAUGGGAUGAUACCAAAAACAAGAGCAGGAACCUGGCGGUUUACUCCGGAGAUGUUCUGGAUCUUGACCUUCUGCGUUGGUUCAACACUUCGCAGGUCCAAUAUCCUGCCAAGUUUGAUGAAAUUCGCCAAAACCCCAACGUGCGUGGUGUCGACUUGACUUAUUACUUUCAGAGCGGCGAAGAAAAGAAGAUUGGCAAGUGCCUGUCGCAGAUCAUCAAAGUUGGCAGUAUUGAUACCGAUACCGUUGGGUGUAUUGCGUCCAAGGUCGUUCUUUACGUGUCUUUGAUUUUCAUCUUGUCCAUUGUCAUCGUCAAAUUUGCCUUCGCUUUGCUGUUCCAGUGGUUCUUGGCCCCUCGUUUUGCUGCGCAGAAGACGAGCAUGGGUACGGACUCCAAGUCCCGAAACCAGCAAAUCGAGGAUUGGUCGAAUGAUAUUUACCGACCUGGUCCUCGUCUUGCGGAUCCUUUGUCGGAUCGAAUGAGCAAGCGGGCUAGUUUCCUGCCUACCACUUCUCGGUUCUCCAGCCCUUAUACUGUCAGUGCUGGUGGUAAGCAACGACCUCAAUAUGUUACGAUGGCGAGUCAGAACUCUACUUCUCGACUUGUUCCAGGUGGUGCAACUGGCUCUAUAUACAAGCAAAGCCAAAACAGCAGUGGUGGAACAUUGAGUGCAGAGCAGUCCCGCCAAAACCCUGGUGCUAGCAGGACAAGUCUGUUACCCCCGGGGCAAGACUCUCAUUACUCAAACGCCGUAACAAACUCAGAUGGAAUUGGACCAGCUGGAUUUAUUCACGAAUCAGUCGUUCCUCAACCACCGCCCGAAUGGCAACCGUACGGGUAUCCCUUAGCUCAUGCUCUGUGUUUGGUGACAUGCUACUCCGAGGGCGAAGAUGGUAUCCGCACCACAUUGGAUUCUAUUGCCAUGACCGAUUAUCCGAACAGCCACAAGACUAUUGUCGUUAUCUGCGACGGUAUGAUCAAGGGAAAAGGAGAAGCAUUUUCCACUCCGGAGAUUGUUUUGGGCAUGAUGCGCGACCACGUUGUUGCCCCCAAAGAUGUUGAGGCAUUCUCUUAUGUCGCCGUAGCUAUAGGUUCCAAGCGACACAACAUGGCCAAGGUCUAUGCUGGAUUUUAUGACUAUGGCGAAACAUCGAUUAUUCCACCAGAGAAGCAGCAACGUGUCCCGAUGAUGAUUGUUGUCAAGUCCGGCACUCCUGCGGAGUCAACCCAGGCUAAGCCGGGAAAUCGGGGCAAAAGAGACAGUCAGAUUAUCCUGAUGUCCUUUUUGCAGAAGGUCAUGUUUGAUGAGCGAAUGACGGAGCUGGAGUUUGAAAUGUUCAAUGGCCUCUGGAACGUGACUGGCAUUCCGCCAGAUUUCUACGAAGUUGUCCUAAUGGUUGAUGCGGACACCAAAGUCUUCCCUGACAGUUUGACCCAUAUGAUAUCCGCGAUGGUCAAAGACCCUGAGGUCAUGGGAUUGUGUGGUGAGACCAAGAUCGCAAACAAAACCCAGAGCUGGGUGACUAUGAUCCAGGUUUUUGAAUACUUUAUUUCUCACCAUCAGUCCAAGUCGUUCGAGUCGGUCUUUGGUGGUGUAACCUGUCUACCCGGAUGCUUCUCCAUGUACCGGAUCAAGGCUCCAAAAGGAGGCCAGAACUAUUGGGUUCCCAUCCUGGCCAAUCCGGAUAUAGUGGAACACUAUUCAGAGAAUGUGGUGGACACCCUCCACAAGAAGAACUUGCUUCUUCUAGGUGAAGACCGAUACUUAUCCACUCUGAUGCUACGAACCUUCCCCAAGCGCUCGCAGAUCUUUGUACCCCAGGCCGUCUGCAAAACGGUGGUACCAGAUCAGUUCAUGGUUCUUCUGUCUCAGCGACGUCGCUGGAUCAACAGUACCGUCCAUAACUUGUUCGAACUGGUCCUAGUCCGAGACCUGUGCGGAACAUUCUGCUUCAGCAUGCAGUUUGUGAUCUUCAUCGAGCUUGUCGGUACUCUGGUUCUCCCAGCUGCUAUUGCGUUUACAUUCUACGUUGUCAUCUCUUCCAUCGUUAAGAAACCAGUACAAGUUAUUCCGCUGGUUCUUCUGGCGCUGAUUCUCGGUCUUCCUGGUGUUCUGAUCAUUGUGACUGCGCACCGGUUGGUGUAUGUGCUUUGGAUGCUCAUAUAUCUCAUAUCGCUGCCAAUUUGGAACUUUGUUCUCCCCACCUACUCGUACUGGAAGUUUGACGAUUUCAGUUGGGGAGACACGCGCCAGACCGACGGGGCGAAGGAUAAGGGGCAUGAGGCCGGUGAAGGAGAAUUCGACAGCAGCCAAAUCACGAUGAAGAGAUGGCGCGAUUUUGAAAGAGGUAUUUGCUCACUCUCUCAGCAUGAGGAAACCCGCUAA